This is a messenger RNA of Fimicolochytrium jonesii, 2777 nucleotides long. RefSeq lists its product as uncharacterized. Gene Ontology annotation, cellular component: integrator complex. The transcript has 9 exons. The coding region runs from base 225 to 2525 and encodes 766 amino acids. Gene Ontology annotation, biological process: snRNA 3'-end processing. Lineage: Eukaryota; Fungi; Chytridiomycota; Chytridiomycetes; Spizellomycetales; Powellomycetaceae. The record is from RefSeq and is a predicted model, not a curated record.
CACAAGGGACGACACAGGAUCAGUUGAAUGUCAUUGCCCGGCUGAGCCAAGAGCCUGUGCCGGGCGCUGUGCUGGGUCUUUUGUACAUCGCUAUUGACGCUUGCCCGGAGAGGUACCCCUGAAGUUGGAAUGGGAAAAGGAAAAUCACUAGGUUUUGAAACUUUCGUCCUAUCCGCGCACUUAGUCAUAGGGAGAAGGUCAUCGGUCCAUUACUGAAGCUAGCUAUGGAUCGAACGUCCUUCCAUACCGUACUGGUGCUCCACAUUCUCUCUCAAAGACCAAAACUCAUUCACACGUUCCAUGUCUCUGCCAUCGACAUGAUACUAAAAUCUGGGAAUUCGGUGCUUAGUAGUCUGAGCACGAACACCCCAAUAAAGCUGACGAAGAUGGACCGCACGAUCAGCAGCAUUGUUGCGCAGUUGCUGCAAAUUUCCCGUACCCCUCUGUUGGACAGUAUCAUGGAGCUCCUCCGGGCCUAUUUUGAGAUGACUCGAACAGUAGAUGUGCUCACUGCAGAUCCUUGGCGACGCUAUGUUUUGUCCUAUCUUUUCACCUUGGCGGUGACGUGCCCGGUUGUUCUACAAGCUUUCUUCAGCGACGUCCUGCAAAGAGUUCGUCAAGAAAACAUUGCAGACAUAUGUAUUUUCGAGGCGUUCAGUGGGCUCAGCGAAUACUCCAGGCAGCAAGGGGAAAAGGACCCAACAGCGAACGUCGCAGCCUCGUGGCUCACAUACCUUGUGCAAACCGUAGAAUCCCUCGGGCCAGAAGACCUGGUGGACCUUUUCCUUCUUGCGGAAUUGGUCUACAGCGGUCGAGUCUCCCAGAUGCAGGCCAAGUUCCAGAAAAGUCGGCUACCAGAUGCGAUAGGAGCCGUGCAGAAGCAGGCCAACGACCUGAUGUGGAUCGUCGUCAAUAAAAUACAGAUAACCGUGCUGACAAAGCCAUUAUCGACAUCGACACCAACAGACCCAUCCUCAGCGAUGGAUGCGAGGGCUGUCGCUCUGGCCAAGGUGCUCCGCGAUUAUGCGUCUCAUAAGACCCUUGAUAAAAGCGACGCGGUGUUUACGCUACUCUGCUCGUGCCUUGCUCGCGCAUCGGACCCAGCAACCGUGUUCAGCACCCUCCUUCUCAAUCCUGCGACCCUCACACCAGACGGACAGGCCGGACUUGUGGAGCUGGUCAAGGAUCUCAACAGCACCUUGCAGGGCAAAAUGCCACGUCUGCUUGGGACGACCUUGCUGAAUCUUCUGGAUGCAGUACAGGUUGAAUCGGAGGCUACUCGGAACGGUUUCUUUAAAAGCUUACCGGCGCUCCUUCCUUGUGUCGGAAAGUCGGAGAGGAAGGCGAUCGUGAACGAGCUUUUCGAUUCACUACAAGCGUCGCAACAUUCGGGCUCGUCUGCCGCAUCUCCGGGCGACCUGUCCUUGCUAUCGUGCUGUGGCGAUAUCAUCUUGGACGACAUGACAUCGAAUAAACCCAACACGCUUGCGGCUCUUUCAUUUCUGGAAAGUUCGUUAACUUGGGCGGAUUGGCCGGGCAGCGGGGAACACGCCUCUUUUGACAACCAAGCGAUCCAGGCCAUUUUUGCGAUGCUCCCGUCGGCUAUUGUCGUUCCCGUUAGCCGACUGCUUGAUUCUGGCACUGCCGGCACGGUUCAAAAGAAGGUCGGUGAGAGUGCCGACAAUGAAUUGACGAAUACGCCUGCAUUCAGGAAGCCAUCUGUGGUGUCCCUCCUGGACCAGAUCAAUGAGAGUGGUAAAAUCUCAACAAACGCGCGCCGAGGGGAACUACGACCUGCAGCCGCACCACAGAAAUCUGAACCACUACAAGCGAUACCCAUCAUCAUCCCAACCCAGAAACUCCAAACAGCGCGUCAACCAUGGUUAAAUCACCUGCCCGACUGGAUGGAAAUUGCGUUCAAUGCCGAGAACGGGAUACUGGAAAAGAGAAACGUGGCCCGCAUGCUUAUGCGACGUUUCGUGCGCGUUCCACCCGCUCGCGUCGUGGAUAUUUUCAUCGAGAAACCCACCCUAUGGGAUAUUUUGGAGAACCUGGUCUCGGACUAUACAUCCUUGAUUCUGGUUGUGGAUAUCAUCCGUGCUAUCCAUUCGGCGGCACUGGGGUUCUGGAGACAAACGAAAACACGAGCCUCUACAAGACCUGCGGGCGAAGCGUUCCGGAAAGAGGUCGAUAUUGCUAUCAGAGUCACCCGUGCGCUCGCAAAAGCUCGCAUUCUCCCACCUCCCCUCUCCGACAGCUCCCUCAUCCUCCACCUGAUCCCCGCCACCGACGUCGCAACCCUCCUAGGGCUCUUCUGGGACUUUGUUGAGCUGAACGUCGAGCGAAUCACAAAGCAGGGCCCUGUGGCAGUCGCUGAACCAGGGCAGUCACAGCAGCAACAGCAACAACCGCUGGGCAAGGAUGAGUUGGCCAAGUGGGAGCAGUCUGUGGCGACGCUGAAUGCGGUUCUGAAGAAGAACGUUAAGACGACAGCCAAGUUCUUUGCGGUGUUUUAUGCGCCGUGAUGGAUGGCAGCGAGAGUGAGUCUUAAAAGGAGUGAGGAGUGGCAAACGCCGAAUGGGGUAGACGUCACGGACAUUCCCUGGUGGACUCCUCCGCUUUGGAGUAUACCUCCCAAACCUGCGACGCUGAGCAGCAAGGCGCUGGGUGGCAUCGUGCUGUUGCAGAAUGAUCCUCCAUCGUAUCGCCGGGGUCCUACUACUGCCCAUAGUCAAUCCCCGUUGGCCGGUAAGCCAACACAUUCACGACGCCCUCUG